AUGAAAAAAUGCGAUUUUUUCGCUCUUGCCCUUUGCCUUCUUCUCAGUUAUUCCAAGUCUCAAAAACCCAAUGGUGAAAAUGAACUCGAUUUUGAUGAUCAAAAGGUUGUAACAUUGGGUCCACCAAGAGAUGGUUUUCAACGAGCAAUAUUUGAUGAAGUAGCAAUGAACGAUAUCAAUAGGUUGUCUGCAGAAGAUAUUACGCUCGUAAAAAAUGAUAUUGGCGCAUAUGACGAUAAAUUCGUUGAUUUACGAGAAGAAGAACCAUUAUUCAUACCAAAAGCAUAUCGAAAUGAUAUACACAAAGGUGAAAAAACAAAAUCAACGGUCAAAGUAAAUAGAGUAGUUACUGAUACACCACCCAAGCAGGGAAACACGCUUGCACGAACUCUACAAUCGAAUAUUAGUCGAACUUCAUUACUUCCUCUUAUUACACGACCACCAGUUACUACGCAGUUACCAUUCCAAUCGCCCCAAACACAAUUCUUUUUGCGUCCGCAAUUUUCACUUCGACCUCCAAUAUCACCUCCGCGAAUUAUUACUCAACAACAACUGCCAACCAGAAUAUCAUUCAGACCGCAAAUAAUACCAAAAGAGACACUUUUGUUCCCUCAGUCCUCUCAAUUUUUUCAACGACAACAACAUUUUCGAAACGGUUUCAUAUUUACAACACCACAACCAACGCUAUCGCCUCUGCAGUCAGCAUCUGUAGGAGCUGAUAACAGGCAAGGUCCGCUGAUAUUGCCAGUGAGAUCAAGGCAGCAACCUUCACGACUCACUAUUCGACCUCCAAUAUCGUCUCUAAUAACUUCUGAUUCCUUAAGAACAGGAGUAUGUCAUGCGUCAAUUUUUUACAUUUCAACACCAAUGCAAGGCUCAACAAGAAAUUCAUUCACUCAUUUUGCUAUUACUGUAUCAGUAGAUCAGUGCGCAAGAACUUGUCAUGAAUUCAAUUGUGCAAUAGCACACUAUGACCCAAGCACUGGCCACUGUCAGUUUAAUCCAUCGACCGCUUUUUCAAUAAGAGAAGGACAAUGUCCACCAUGGCCUGCUACUCACUAUAAGAAUAAUGUUCGAUCAACUAUUCCCCUACGAAUAUUUUGUGUUCAGUGUCAUCGACCAAUUCGAAGAGGGCGAAUAAGUAACACCGGAAAUCGUUUUAGGACAGCUAUUUUAAACUCACUCUUUACUGGAAGGUUGUCUAAUUCUCUACGAGGUCGUGCAUUAGCACGAGCACAUUCAGUACCUAUAGCACAUCCAGAUGUAAUCUUUGAAUCAUCCGUCCAUAAUACUGACUCCCAGUCAGAAGAAAAGCAACAAAACAUAACUCAACAAAACCACAAAUCAUGGCAGGAACUUCACCGGAAUUCCAGUAAUCAAUAUGGACAUUAUGGAACAAAUAAGAAAACGAGACACGAAGCUACCGAUCAUCGCAGAAGAAGUCAAUCACAGACUAAUCGACUAGUUAUGAAGAUAGAGCCAUUUACUAGAAGUGAAAACGAGCGUUAA
Messenger RNA from Thelazia callipaeda (thelaziosis nematode), 1509 nucleotides. Lineage: Eukaryota; Metazoa; Nematoda; Chromadorea; Rhabditida; Thelaziidae. The record is from the annotation of a GenBank genome assembly.